This is a messenger RNA of Pistacia vera, 565 nucleotides long. RefSeq names its product probable inactive shikimate kinase like 2, chloroplastic. Bases 26 to 565 code for a protein of 179 amino acids. The transcript has 2 exons. The record is from RefSeq and is a predicted model, not a curated record. NCBI's taxonomy places the organism in Eukaryota, Viridiplantae, Streptophyta, Magnoliopsida, Sapindales, Anacardiaceae.
UGUUUUAUCCUAUCUAUCUUCAAGAAUGGCUACUGCCUCUGCUUCUUACCAGAGCUUCAUUUCCCUAAACCCAAUUACUAAAACCCACAAUUGCUCUCUUUCAAACAACUCCAUCUCUAUUCUUAAUCCCGUUUCACAUUCUUCUCGUCUCACCGCUCGCUCUAAACCUACUCAUUUGUGGCUGAAGAAACCAUUCACCCCUCGUCUCUCUUGCACCAACAGUCUCUCCUCAAUCUCUCCCAACACCAGCCAGUACGAGUUUUCAGAUGGGUCCUCCGAGGUUGAGUUAAGAUUACAAAUGGGUGGCCAAGAUAAUCUAAGCUCCAAAGAUGUGUUUGUUGAUGCGGAUGGCUCUUCUUUGACUGUUAGAGUAAAGCGCUCUGGUUCUCUUCUUACGCUUAUAGAAACUAAUCAACUGUUUGAUAAAAUUAAGCCUGCUGAAACAAUAUGGUUUGUAAUUGUAAACUCGGAAAUUAAGUACAUUUUGUUUGAAAAUGGAGGACAGAAAACCAUUUGCAUUCCCUUUAGUUAUUGUUCCCUGCGACCCAUCUACACCUCCUAUUAG